CUCCGGGUAUAUUCAUGAUCAAACUGUAUAUAAACUCCAGGAUAUCACCGAUGCAUGAAAUACCAUCAAUCACGACAACUUUACCUUAUUAAAGUACUACCAGAUCAUUCUUCAGUCAACAUGCCUACUGCUACAGAAUACUUUGGCAUAUCUGUCACCAAUAUUGGUCCUCUCACUACGACUUACACGCCUCCUCCAGCAUGCACCAGGGCAACAACAGACCAUCUCGUCUAUGCUCUCGAGAGCUCCUUGAUAUACGGAUUUGGUUCUCCUGACUGUGAGAUUGACCCUUAUGGAAAAUGUCUUCCCUCUGGGGCUGCCAUAGAUUCCUUCAUCAAAGAAUACAGUCAUCCAAAGUCUGGACAGGGCAUCCACCCAUUUCACUCUCCUGGUAUUCACUGUCCUGAAGGUUGGACUACCGCUGGACUACUUGCACACAGUGAUAAGACUGGCUCCGCGUUUAGGAGUGGUGUUUUUACCACCACGGCGACCGUGAACUCAUCGCAGCCCCUUCAGAUGGGUUCCGAUGAAUGGUGGCUCAAAGUCUUGGAGCCUUCCGAGACUCUAGCGUGGUGCUGCCCAAGCGGCUGGGACUCUCUCCCCUACGGAUAUUGCAGAUCCUCCAUUGCCCCUGCUCUUUCAGCCGGCUACAACAGCGCUUGUUAUGAGGGAUUUCCCGAGAGCGCCUUUGUCACUGUCCACACCGUCGAGGGUGAACGUGUUUCUGAUACAGACGGGCUUAUCUCUCUCCUUCCCUCUAUAACAUAUACUACGGAGACGGUUGCGUUGACUGAGCAGUGGAGUGAUCCUAGUCUUGUUGCUUCUAUGGUUAUUGCUAGACAGUUUCCUGCGAUUGAGAUGAUCUACAAGUCUGAAGAUGUCAAGGCUGCUAAGAAUGGGUCCAAGGAUGAUGCUGAUGAUGAUAAGGAUGGGAAGGCUAAAGACAACGAUAAUGCUGCCUCGACUCUGUCAAAGGUCGGAGGGGUUGUCCCAGGGGUUGCAUUGAUGGUCGGGUUGCUGACUGGAGCCGGUCUGCUGAUGCCUUGGUGAGGUAGAUAUCACGUUGGAGGGGGGUGGGGGGUUUAUCUUGCAGUUUGAGCUCUAUAUGGGGAGUUGUGUAGGAGCCUGUCUUUCUUGAGGUAGUUUCUCACUUUGAGUGGCUACUCUAAUGCUCACAUAUCACGUAUCAAAUUGAACAAUGUGUUGUCUUAGACUACAGUCUGCAGACGUGACCUACUGUUUGACAUACGAGUCACACGAAGGGACCCAAUGAUCCAUAGGCUAAAGCCCAAAUUAUGGGUAGUCAAAUAUGGGAAUGAUGGACUUGUACUUGUGUCGUCACCUGUGUCUUUUGAUGCGCUCAGAUACAGGGUGUGAAGUUGUAAUGCAAUCCUGGGGAGGCAUCCGAUGAUGAACACUGUGUACGGGAGCCCACGGGCAUGUGUGCAUAGGUAAUCUCCAAGUGAGGCUCUUCAGACUAGUGUAAUGGAAAAGGUCUCUCUCUUUCCGUAUCAGUUAUGGUGGUGUUUCUCCCUAGAUAAGUCCCUGGGGUCCGUCUCAGUGCCCUCCACCUUGGGUCC
This is a messenger RNA of Fusarium odoratissimum NRRL 54006, 1580 nucleotides long. RefSeq lists its product as uncharacterized. The coding region runs from base 55 to 1050 and encodes 331 amino acids. The transcript has 2 exons. The record is from RefSeq and is a predicted model, not a curated record. Lineage: Eukaryota; Fungi; Ascomycota; Sordariomycetes; Hypocreales; Nectriaceae.